Molecule: messenger RNA, 1693 nt
Organism: Fomitiporia mediterranea MF3/22
Lineage: Eukaryota; Fungi; Basidiomycota; Agaricomycetes; Hymenochaetales; Hymenochaetaceae
Exons: 4
Coding region: 938-1693 (251 amino acids)
Source: RefSeq, a predicted model, not a curated record
GCUUUAGGCUGUUGAACGUGUCAGAAAUGAAAGCGAUAGGCCCUGUACAUACACAAUUAGCAUCGUGUUGCUUCUAGAGCUCAAAGAAAAACUGGUUACCUUUCCGGACUCUCUUGUUCGACGACACCGCACAGACUGUCCAGCACUCAUUACACCAGAUCUUCGGCGGGAGGUACUUUGCAUGCGGAUUGUAUAGCUCUUCAUGAUCCUUGUGUCCAUGCGUACAUCGCCGAUCCGGGUCAGGAUCUCGGGAGUCUGGGUUCCACUUGCACAUCUCACCCCUCAGCUGAGUGGAAUGGAGGGGUCGAAGUCAAAAAGCAACAUUUAUGCCGGGGUUGCCGCAUGGAAUGCGUUGACGGGCUGGAAGAGCAAAGGGCUAUUCAGGUCGGUCGUCAAAAGAGUCGUGGAGUAUCAGUAAGUGCAAAGUCGGCUACUUUGCUGCUUACCUGUCCAAUUUCCGUUUCACCGCGCCCUCCCACGAUGGCUUAUGUGUAUGCAAUAUCUUCCAUAUCGUUAACGGGGUUGUGGACCGAAAUUCGUUGACUUGCCCGAUAGCUCGUCCUGUGAUAGGCCAACAUGUCCAAUUCAAUUAGUACAUAAUUAACAGACUGCCGAUGACUUAGAAGGUGUUUGUUAUAUACGGGCAGGACACGGCCGUCAACCUAAGCAAUUUCGCCUUAACCGCAUCAAUCACCGUCAAGAUUACUCACCUCUACAUGCAUUAUUAAUCCUUCUUACUAUCAGUAACGAUGAAAUGUGGCGGAAAAAGGCUUGCUUGGUCAUUAGUCAUCUUACUGUAACGGGAAUUUGAAGAAUCCACCAAUAAUAAUCAGUGGAAUGGGUUCUAGAAAUAAACUCGUUAAAUAUAAAAAGGGACUUGGAAGCUCAGACUACUUUCCAACAGUACUGUGCGUUUAACUUCUUGAAAUAACAAACUAUGGCGAAACCGAAUCUCGUUUUCUACGAUAUCAAGUCCAACAUCCCUGGACUCUCGACUUCACCGAAUACGUUGCGCGUGAGGCUCGCGCUGAACUACAAGAAUCUUCCGUACGAAACUGUUUGGAGCGAAGGCCCGGACAUUGAGAAGACAUGCAUCGCUGCUGGCAUCCCACCACUGGAAAAGCGCGCAGAUGGAUCACCGCGCUAUACGUUACCUGCAUUAGUAGACCGCACGAACCCCGAUGCUCCCGUCCGCCUUACCGACUCGCGUAAAAUAAUCGACUAUCUCGAGAAGACGUAUUCAACGACCGACCGGCAGCGCGCACUCUUCCCACCGGACACCCGCGCCUUCCAGGCUCUAUCAGACAGUUACUUCGACCAAAAUAUCAACCCGCUGGUUUUUCCACUUAUAAUGUAUAGGAUGUCACAGAAGCAAUCAGAACGUGCGCGUAAAGGGUUUGAGAAGUACGCUCCGCCGGGAAAGACGCUUGAGGAAGCCGAUUUACGCGGAAAGGAAAGGGAAGAGGCAUGGGCUCGCCUACGUGAGGCGCUCGACAAACUCGCGUCGCAUGCCGAAGGAGACGUCUUCUUCUCUAGAGAUAACCUGCGUUACUUUGAUAUUCAUGUACUUGCCGGACUCGUUGCGAUAAAGCUGUCGAUCGGCGACGAGGAGUUUAAGAAGGAAUUGGGAUCUUCUGCUGGUGGAAGGUGGACGAAGCUUGUAGAGAAGUGUGCAGGACUCAUUCGCGGAUGA